Molecule: messenger RNA, 486 nt
Organism: Racocetra fulgida
Lineage: Eukaryota; Fungi; Glomeromycota; Glomeromycetes; Diversisporales; Gigasporaceae
Source: the annotation of a GenBank genome assembly
CUUUUAUAAUGAUAUUGAAACAAGCUCUGACAUUGUUAAUAUUAGCGAUGAUGAGGAUUCACUUAAUGUUCUUAAUGACAACUAUGAAUCACCCAACAAUAAUAUAACACUACAAGAACAAGUAACUAAUAAUAAUUCAAUUACAAUAACGGAAGAUUUAAUAGCUGAUUAUAUCGGUACUCGUUGGGUCAUCUCUUCAGCAUUAUUUAAUAUGACUGACAAAGAAAACCAUGUCCCUUCAGCAAUGCCUAAUGUAACUGAAAAAGAAAAUUAUAUUGCUGACAAUACUACUAAUAACAAUGAAUUUACAAAUGCAUCCAAUUGCAAAGUUAUCAUGAAUAAAGUGGGUCAUGUGGAAAUUAAUAAUACUUUAGCCCUUUUCGUUGAACAAUUGAAAAACAAAUAUCUGUUAUUGCAAGAAGACAUCAGAGAUCCUAAUAUUGCAAAGACGAAAAAAAGGCAAAGUGGUACUAAAUAUGAAAAUAU